GUUUAAACUGGGCCUCCAAAAAACAGUGUCUGACAAGGCCUAAAAUCUCACAUGGGGCUCAGCUAGGUAUUUAUUCACUUAUUUACUCUUCACUUUGACCUCCAUUUGACAAGCCUGGGCACUGAGGAGGAAACAUGUUUCCCCUGGACUAUCUUCACCAAUGAGCAGUCAGACCAGCGUCGGGGAGGUGGCCUCUCCAUCUCGGCCCAAUCAGAGGACAUUUCUGGAUGAUGUCAUAUUAACAUUCACCUCACCAAUGGCCUGGCUGAUGGUCGUGGCUCUUAUCAUCACGUGGUCAGCAGUGGCUAUCGUUUUGUUUGAUCUGCUCGAUUAUAAAACUCUGGCAGACUACACCUCAUACUGUGACGACCCCGUGUGUUUACCUCCUGGCCUUCCUCCCCCUGCCGCCAUUGCGAAGAGAAGUAUGAGGACUAGAGGUGGAGUUCGUCCAAUAAAAUCAAGCUCUGCUGGAGUCUCACCUCAGGAGAGCACUGACUGGCUGGAGAUGAUGUGGGCAUUUGCAGCCAGUCUGGUAGCUCCUGAUGAGGAG
Neolamprologus brichardi is the source of this 550-nucleotide messenger RNA. The record is from RefSeq and is a predicted model, not a curated record. Lineage: Eukaryota; Metazoa; Chordata; Actinopteri; Cichliformes; Cichlidae.